Messenger RNA from Teleopsis dalmanni, 10218 nucleotides. RefSeq lists its product as uncharacterized. NCBI's taxonomy places the organism in Eukaryota, Metazoa, Arthropoda, Insecta, Diptera, Diopsidae. The transcript is spliced from 9 exons. The record is from RefSeq and is a predicted model, not a curated record. The coding region runs from base 208 to 10218 and encodes 3336 amino acids. Gene Ontology annotation, molecular function: protein binding.
UAUUAAUAAAAUAUUUUAUAUAUGUAGUUUACUGUCUGUUCUUUGUACUCAGACAUUUGCAAUGCAACACUGUAGUAGUUAAAAACCUACCAAGCACAAAUUCAAAUAUUUUAAACGCUCUAAACGUCAAAACUGAAAAAAAAGCGGAAGAGAAAAAGUAUAUUCGUAAAAAGCGGCAUUUAGAUAUAUAAUGUGAAUACAGUAAUCAUGGUUUAUGAAGCUAAAUUGAUACGCCUGGAUAAAAGUGGCGAAAAAGUUGAAGAAUAUAUUAUAAAUAAAAAAGAAUUUACAUUUGGUAAAUUUCCGUUUUGCGAUGUUUCUAUAGACGAUCCAAGAGUAGAGCGCGUCCAUUGUAAAUUAGUAAUAGACGCAUGGGAUCGGGUUAAUAUAAUUAAUUGUUCAAAUGAGCAUCCUAUAAAAAUCAACAAUGUAUCAAUUGAAGUGAAGAGACCUCUCCUACAUAAACAUGUUUUAGAUGUACUUGAAAACAAAUUUAUUUUUGAAUGUAAGCGCAGUGAUAGUGAAAACAAUUUUACAACACCUCAAAAGUCUGCUAAUGCUGAUAGGGCACCAAAUUCGUGUCCUGAUUUAAGGUUUUCUCAUCAUUACCCACGACGGUUUACUGUUCACAGUUUUUUUUAUUCCACGUAUACUGGUGAUGAUAUCGAGAAAAAGGAUACUAAUAAUGAAAAUAUAUCUCAAAUUAAUUCCUUAACCGAGGUGAACGAAAUAGAAAAGGACAAAAAAUGUAAUGUUGAUGAUAUAAUUGAUAGCACAUGUAAUUUGUCUGGUUUAAAUUUACAUAAUGAUAUCGCAAAAAUAAUGGUUAUUGAUUCUACACCAGACAAAAAAUGUGAAAUAUUAAAACAAAAUAUUUGUUUAAAUUACUCAGACAUGAAGAUCACGUCAUUCUCUCCACGCAUUGCUGGAGUACAAAUAGAGAAAUCCUUUGUAGAUUUCAUAUCAUGCACUCCAAAAAGUACGUACAGCACACCUAAAGGCGUUAUGCCAAAGAUGUACAAAGCUAAUCAAAGUUUGAAAUAUGUGACUCCGAAUACUUCUAAAAAAAGGUAUUUACAAGAAGCACCAAAUUCACCUAUGUAUUUGGUAGAUUUCACAACUCCUAUUAAAUUCGCACCAAAAUCUCCGAUUCCUAAUUUAUUGAUUAAAUCUUGUAAUAAAAAAGAAACAUCUAAAUUAGAAAUGCCUAGCUGUAGUAAGCCAUCUAGUACGCCAAUAUAUCGAAAGAGUGUAUCAUUAGAUACUCCAAUAAGUGUGGAAUCUAGUGCUUCGUCAAUUAUAGAGAUAGAUGAUGAUUCUGAUGCUAUUAUAAAUAGUGCUAGUAAAACUCCAACCAAACGUUUUACUGCUAAACUAACAACACCCAAACGCUCUUCGCCAUCAUUAAUGAAGCGUAUAUUAUUAAAAAGCACACAAAAAUCUAAAGCAGGUUCUAUUUUGUCAAGAACUCCUACUACCCCAAAAUUACAUAAAUCGAUUACACCUCGUCGCCUUGCACAAAAUAGCCGACAAUAUGAAGUUAUGAGAGAUAAUUCACUUUCUUUAAUGUCUGAAGAACAAUUACAGAAAACAACACCUCAUAUUUCACAGAAAUUAAGUGGAACUAAAGAAUCUGACUUUGAUUUAAAGAAUAAAAAUAAUUUAACAAUUGAUUGUAAUUAUGGUAGCUCUAAAACUGAUUCGAUUGAUUCGAAUAUAGUAUCAGAAAAUUUUGGUGAAGCUGUUGAAACUUCUGUUAAGAAUUUAAAUGAAACUUUCGACUUAAGUGCAAAAGACAACAUAAUGACAGAAAAAAAAAUUGAAAACGAUGUAGAAAACGAUAUAUGUUUGACGAAAGAAAACAAACACUCAAAUAGUAAAAUGGAAUUUCUGUUUGACGAAGAAUGCUUUAACGAAACUCAAAAAUUACAGACUAGUAAAGAUAACAUAGUUAGUAAAGAUAACAUAGAUUGUAAGGAAGUAAACACCAGUGAAAAUAAUCGAAAUGAUCCAUUAAAUAAACGGCGCAUUGAAAGAAGAGUAUCUAUGCCUACAGAACUUGCAUCAAAGUGUACAAUUCAGUUUAGAAGAUCUUCAUUGAAAUCAGAAAGUUUAAAUAAAACUCCCAUACGUAUAAGGUCGUUUAAAGCCUUGGAUACUGAAUUAAAAGAUCAAUACGUAGAAGAGAGUAUGGGCGCAAUUGUUGAAGAUUCAUAUACUGAAGAAACAAUUAUUAAAGAUAGUGCAAGUUCAGUUACAGUAAAAAAUGCAAGCAUUGGUAUGAAAAGUGAAAUCUCUAAUAUAGAAGAACUCAAAUCUAUGUUUGAUAAUAGACAAAAUGAACGCAUUUAUGAAAUUUUGGAUGAUUCUGAAUAUAACUAUGGUAAAGAAGUAUUAAAAUGUGAAGAUGAUGGAAGUGAAACGGAAUUUGAAGGUGUACAAGAAUUACUCGCUACGCCAAGAAUAAGCAGUACACCAAUUCCAAAGAAUAAUAAAACUGAUGAAACAUCGCAAGUUCUUUUAAAUUCUCCAACUGUAGAUGUUUUUAAAACACCACGAGGUAAAAAUUUGAUGAUGACCGUCACUCCUUCCAGUGAAAUGAUUAAGCAAAGCUUUGCUUCAAAAGAAUUUUUAAAUUGUACUGAAUAUAAUCUUAAUGAUAGCAAUGACAAAUUAGAAAAACUAUUCGAAAGUCCAGUGGCAUUAAAAUUUAAUAAUCAAGAUCUUACGGAAAGAUCGCAAAAUAUGUCGACAAAUCAGCAGGUUUCAGAAUACAGUACACCAGUUAGUAAUUCUAAGCUAGAUAAAAUUGAAGAAUCACCAUUUUCUUCUACAGACAUUAUCACUGAUUUGCCUGAAAUUGAAGUCCAAAAUUGGAUUAAAAAAAUUGAAGUUUCAAAUUUGGAUGAGGAACUUAUCGAUGAUGUGUCUAGACUUCACAAAAGAAAUAUAAGCCUAAAAUCAUCUAUUGAGCAUAGUUUAUCAAUUGAUCCACUGCAUUUAUCUGUAAAUAAAAGUGGUAACACGAUAAAAACUACUGAAAUUAGUGAUCCUUUAAGUCUGUCAGUGGCAGGAGAACAAAAUUUAGAUUUGCUGACUUUAGAUGAAAGAUCAAUGACACCUAUAGAAUCAGAAAUGAGUGGUAUUCAUCUUUUAGAUGAAAGUGAAGAUUCUUUUUCAUUAAAGGUUAGCGAUACAGAAUCUGAAUUGCCAAUAUCACAAAAUUCGAAAAUGAAUAAAAUAGAGGAAUUAAAAUCGAAUGAAACAUUUGAAGCUUUGGUUUUAAGCGAUACAGACAGCGACUUAGCUGAUAUAGAUAAUGAAGACGAAUACCUUAAUUUGAAAAAGUCAAAUUUUACCACCUCUGCAGUUAAAAAAGUUCUAACCAAAAAAACAGAUACUGAAAAACAUCUUGAAUCACCAAAAACAUCCGGUUUUGCAGUUGACAUUAAGAGUAGUGAACAAUCAAAAAUUUCCUAUGAGUACAAUGAUAUGAGUUUGAUGGCAAAUGAAGAUUUAGAAAAUAAAACGAAAAAAAUCAAUGCAUCAAUAGAUAUAAAAACCAUUAAGGUGCCGCUUAAUAUGGAGGACGAUAUUAAAUCUUCUCUGCAAUUAGAAGUUAAUAGUGAUAACACAUCUUUUACGUCCCUCUUGGACGCAGAAAUGAUAAUUGAAUCCAACAUUCAAAGUGAAGAUUAUACCUUAGAUGCGUCGAAAUCUAAAGACGCAAUGUCUUCACAAUACCUAGAUAAUAGAAGUCAAGUAGAUUCGACAGUCCAGUCCAGUAAUGGAAGCGAAGACGCUAUUACAUUAAGUCUUUCAGAGGUCAAAGAUAGAUUCAAUAAUAGUCAAGUUUCUCCUAAAGUUGUAUUGGAAAAGACAGUUGAAUCAAACAUUGCUGCUGAAAAUGUUAAAUUGGAUGUUUCUAUUUGCAGUGAUAAAUUUAUUCCACAAUCUGAAGAAAAUAUGUCGCUAGAAUCCGUGUUGGAAAAAACAGUUGACUCCAACAUUGCAAAUAAAGAAUUAUUCAAAGAAUUUGAUUUAACUGAGUCAUAUGACAAGUCUACACUAAAAUACCAAGAUAAUAGACAUCAAAAGUCUUCUAAGUUUGUGAUAGAAUCCAAUAUUGAAACUGACAAUGAAAUUAUUUUAAAUGAAUGUGAUAUUAAUAAUAAAUCUAUUCUAAAAUCACAAGAUAACACUAUUGAAAAGCCAACUGAAUUUGUGGCGGAAAACAUAGUCAAAUCAAAUAUGAGAAUCGAAAAUGCUUGUGUAACAGAUAUAUCUAAGUCUGAUAAAUCUACUUUACAAUCCCAAGGAAAUAAUGACACUACGUCUUCUAAAUUUGUAAUGGAAAAGUCAAUUGAAUCCGUUAUUGAAAGUGAAGAGGCAAAUAUAUCAGAAUUAUCUGAUUCUGAUGAUAAAUCUAUUUCACAAUCAGAAGUCAAUGAUAAAAUCUCUUCUAAACUUGUCCUGGAGAAUAUAGUUGAAUCAGAUAUCGAAACAAGAGAUAUCAUUGGGGUAGAUGUAUCUUUUCUACAAUCUCAAGAUAUUGAUAAUGAAAGUUCUUCUAAAUGUUUUUUGCAAAAAACGGCUGAAUCUAAUAUUAAAAUAAACGAUGUUACUUCAACAGAUCCAGAAUCACUACGAAGAGAAAAUGAAAUGGCUUCAAAAUAUGUCUUGGAAAAAACAAUGGACUUCAAUAUUGAAAGAAAAGAUGCAAAUGCAUCAAAUGUAUCUAAGUCUAAUGAGAAAAAUGACAUACAAUCUAAAGAUAAUAGUUAUGAAACGUGUUCUAAAAUUACAUUGGAUAUUAAAACUGAAUCUAUUAUUAAAGAAAAUGAUGGAACGUCGGAUAUAUCUGAGCUUGAUAAAUGUACUUCGAAAUCCCAAAGCAGUAGUGAUCAAAUGUUAAAAUUUGUGUUGGAAAAAACAGUAAAAUCCAACGUUGAAACUGGAGAUGUAACAUUAGAAGCAUUUGGCUCUAAUAAUAAAAAUACUUUACAAUCUAAAGAUAAUAAUGAUGGAAUAUCUUCUAAACAUUUGUUCGAAAAAGCAGUUCAAUCAAAUAUUACGUCUAAAGAAACUAUUAAUUUAGAUGUAUCUGAGUCUGAUAAAUUUAUUCUUGAAUCGCAAUCAAAAACACUUUUAGAAAAAAAAGUUAAAUCAAAUAUUGAAGCGGGAAGCUCAAUUGUAUCAGAUGCACUUAAGCCUAAUAAUGAAAAUGACAUACAAUCUCAAGGCAAUAAUGAUGUGGAACCUUCUAAAUGUAUAAUGGAAAAAUCGACUGAAUCGCAUACUGAAAGUGAAGAUACAAUUAUAUUAGAAAUAACUGAGUCUACUGAUAAAUCCACUCUAAAAUCUCCAAAAAAUGGCGAUGAAGCUUCUUCUAAAUUUGUAACAGAAAAGUCAAUUGAAUCGAAUGCUGAAAGUGAAGAUAUAGUUAUAUUAGAAGUAUCUGGCUCUAUGAAUAAAUCUACUUCACAAUCCCAAGGUAAUGAUGAAUUAUUGUCUUCUAAACUUACGGUGAAUAAAACAGUUGAAUCAAAUGUAGAAACGAAAGAUAUCAUUGAGUUUGAUGAAUCUUUAGGACAAUCUCAAGAUAAUGGAAAUGAAAUAUCUGGUAAAAUAGAAGAAACAGUUGAAUUGAAAAUUGAAAGAAGAGAUGCAAUAGCAUUAGAAGUAAGUGAGUCUGAUAAAUCUAUGCGACAAUCCCAAUCAAUUAUCCUGUUUGAAGAAACAAUUGAAUUAAAUAUUGAAAGAAGAGAUGGAAUUGCAUUAGAUGUAUCUGGUUCUAAUAAUAAAAAUGACAUACAAUCUGAAGAUAAUAGCAAUAAAAUCUCUUCUACGAUUGCAUUGGAUAAUACAAAUGAAUCCAAUAUUGAAAUCAAUACAUUUGAAACAAAAGUGGAAACAAGGGACAACAUUGGGUUAGAUGUACCUGUGGUACAAUCUGAAGAUAAUAAUGAUGGAAUGCGUUCUAAAUUUUUAUUGGGACGAACUGUAUUACAUAAUACUGAAAGUGAAGAUACAAUUACACUAGAAGUAUUUGACUCUAAUAAUAAAAAUACUUUACAAUCUAAAGAUAAUAAUGAUGGAAUAUCUUCUAAACAUUUGUUCGAAAAAGCAGUUCAAUCAAAUAUUACGUCUGAAGAAUAUAUUAAUUUAGAUGUAUCUGAGUCUGAUAAAUUUAUUCUUGAAUCGCAAUCAAAAACACUUUUAGAAAAAAAAGUUAAAUCAAAUAUUGAAGCGGGAAGCUCAAUUGUAUCAGAUGCACUUAAGCCUAAUAAUGAAAAUGACAUACAAUCUCAAGGCAAUAAUGAUGUGGAACCGUCUAAAUGUAUAAUGGAAAAAUCGACUGAAUCGAAUACUGAAAGUGAAGAUACAAUUAUAUUAGAAAUAACUGAGUCUACUGAUAAAUCCACUCUAAAAUCUCCAAAAAAUGGCGAUGAAGCUUCUUCUAAAUUUGUAACAGAAAAGUCAAUUGAAUCGAAUGAUGAAAGUGAAGAUAUAGUUAUAUUAGAAGUAUCUGGCUCUAUGAAUAAAUCUACUUCACAAUCCCAAGGUAAUGAUGAAUUAUUGUCUUCUAAACUUGCGGUGAAUAAAACAGUUGAAUCAAAUGUAGAAACGAAAGAUAUCAUUGAGUUUGAUGAAUCUUUAGGACAAUCUCAAGAUAAUGGAAAUGAAAUAUCUGGUAAAAUAGAAGAAACAGUUGAAUUGAAAAUUGAAAGAAGAGAUGCAAUAGCAUUAGAAGUAAGUGAGUCUGAUAAAUCUAUGCGACAAUCCCAAUCAAUUAUCCUGUUUGAAGAAACAAUUGAAUUAAAUAUUGAAAGAAGAGAUGGAAUUGCAUUAGAUGUAUCUGGUUCUAAUAAUGAAAAUGACAUACAAUCUGAAGAUAAUAGCAAUAAAAUCUCUUCUACGAUUGCAUUGGAUAAUACAAAUGAAUCCAAUAGUGAAAUCAAUACAUUUGAAACAAAAGUGGAAACAAGGGACAACAUUGGGUUAGAUGUACCUGUGGUACAAUCUGAAGAUAAUAAUGAUGGAAUGUGUUCUAAAUUUUUAUUGGGACGAACUGUAUUACAUAAUACUGAAAGUGAAGAUACAAUUACACUAGAAGUAUUUGACUCUAAUAAUAAAAAUACUUUACAAUCUAAAGAUAAUAAUGAUGGAAUAUCUUCUAAACAUUUGUUCGAAAAAGCAGUUCAACCAAAUAUUACGUCUAAAGAAACUAUUAAUUUAGAUGUAUCUGAGACAGAUAAAUUUAUUCUUGCAUCGCAAUCAAAAUCACUUUUAGAAAAAAAAGUUGAAUCAAAUAUUGAAGCGGGAAGCGCAAUUGUAUCAGAUGCACUUGAGCCUAAUAAUGAAAAUGACAUACAAUCUCAAGGCAAUAAUGAUGUGGGACCUUCUAAAUGUAUAAUGGAAAAGUCAAUUGAAUCGAAUACUGAAAAUGCAGACACAAUUAUAUUAGAAGUAUCUAACUCUACAGAUAAAUCUACUCUACAAUCUCAAGAUAAUAAUGAAAGAAUGUUUUGUAGUUUUGAAAUGGAUAAAUCAAUUGAAUCCGAUACUAAAAAUGGAGAUGCAAUUAAAUUAGAAGUAUCUGACAUUACGGUUAAUAAUGAUAAAAUGUCUUCUAUAUAUGCAAAGGGGAAAUCAAUUGAACUCAAUACUGAAAGUAGAGAUGCAAUUAUAUUAAAAGUAUCUGACUGUAACGAUAAAUCUAGUCUACAAGCUCAAGAUAAUAUUGAUGGAAUGUCUUCUAAUUUUGUAAUGGAAAAGUCAAUUGAAUCGAAUACUAAAAGUGGAGAUGCAAUUAUAUUAGAAGAAUGUGACUCUACAAGUAAAUCUACUUUACAAUCCCAAGGCAAUGAUGAAUUAUUGUCUUCUAAACUUACGGUGAAUAAUAAAGUUGAAUCAAACUUGGAAACGAAAAAUACCAUUGGGGUAGGUGAAUCUAUGGAAAAAUCCCAAGAUAAUACAAAUGAAAUAUCUAGUAAAUUAGUGUCUAGUAAAUUGGAAGAAACAGAUGAAUUAAAUAUUGAAAGAAAAGAUGCAAUAGCAUUAGAAGUAUUUGAGUCUGAUAAAUCUAUGCUACAAUCCCAAUCAACAAUCCUGUUUGAAGAAACAGUUGAAUUAAAUAUUGAAAGAGGAGAUGCAAUUGCAUCAAAUGCGUCUGGAUCUAAUUAUGAAAAUGACAUACAAUCUGAAGACAAUAGCAAUAAAAUCUCUUCUACAAUUGUAUUGGAUAAUACAAAUGAAUCCAAUAUUGAAAUCACUACAUUGGAACUAAAUGUGGAAACAAGGGACAACAUUGAAUUAAAUGUGGCUUUAAUACAAUCGCAAAGUAAUGGGAAUAAAAUAUUAUCCAAAUGUGAAAUGGAAAAGACCCUGAAAUCCAAUAUUAAAGAAAAUUCUAGUGCAUCGGAAGUAUGUGAGUUUGAGAAAUCAACUCCACAAACCCAAAGCAAUAGUAAUCAAAUUAUGUUCAAAAAAAAUGUUGAAUACAAUAUUGAAGGUGGAGAUUCAAAUACUUUAAAUACAUUUGACUCUAAUGAUAAAGGUGCUACUACAUUUGAUGUAUCUGAAUUGAAAAAUAUAUCUACUGUAGAUCACCAAAAUCAUAGUCAUGAAAUAUCUCCUAAAUUGGUGCCAGAGACAGCAGUUGAGUCGAAUAUUCAAGAUGCGACUGAGUCACUUAUAUCUGAAUCGAUUAAUAAAUUUACACUGACACAGGAAAAUAACAUGAAUGAAAAGUGUUCUAUAUUCGGUUUGGAAGAGACAGUUCAACCAAAUACUAGAGGUGAAAAAUGUAGUUCACUAUCUAAAGAUGAUAGCGAUCAAAAGUAUGGAGAAUUAGUGUUGAAAGUAACAGUUGAAUCUAAUAAUGAAAGGGAAGAAGAGUCUAAUGCUACAUCAACUUUGCAAUCCCAAGAUAAUAUUGCACAAAAGUCCAGUGAUUUUAUUUUAGAAAAUACAGUCUCGUUUAAUAUUGAAGCCAAUAUUGAUAAGUCUACUGAUAGUUUUGAUGCACUUACAAUAAUAAGUAAAACUGAUAACAUUGAUAAAAAAAAAGAAAUAGACGCUAAUAAGGUACAUAAAGUAUGUGACGAAUUCCUUACAGUGGCGACUGAAACGCAAAGAAAAAAAUCCGUAAACGAAAACAUAAAUGAUAGUAAAGAUAUUAUAAAAGCUGCACCAAGACGUGGAAGAAGGAAAGUAGUAGUACAAGAUGAACCAGAACCGAAAGAAAUUUUACAAAAGAAAAUUACAAAAAUAAUAAAACCAAUUUCGAAACUUAAUGAAUUUGUUCAUAACAAUAAAGAAACAGUAAACAAUCAAGAAGAUAUUCCAGAAGAAAAUAAGAAUAAGACUGUAGUGAAAUCUCGAAGAGGAAGAAAACGAGCAAUAAAUUAUGCAGAACCUUGUAUAUCUCCAUCUAAAGAUAUUGAGGUCAGUCCAACUUCUAAAAAUAUUGAAAAACUAUCGGUAAAUAAAUUGAAAGAGGAUGAGCUUGAGACUUCUCUAAAAAAUAUCGAAGUUAUGGAUGACGCGACAGCAAGCAAAACUGCGAAAGAAAAGUCAACCAUUUCUGCCAAAAAGGGACGGAUUGAUAAAAACGAUGUGGAAGAAGAAAUUAAAGAACCAGAUCAAAUUUCUACAUCUCGACGUGGUACCAAAAGAAAACCAAUGAUAGUAACUAAUAUGGACGAUAUUCCAAGUUCAUCUCAACUUUUCGAAGAAAUUGCAGUUACUAAAAUGUUAAUUAAUGUUGAAAAUGACCAUGAUACGGUUAAUGCAGAAAUAUCUAAACAUAGUAAUAAACGUGGAAAAAGGCAGGAAAUUCAUAAGAAGAAACAAGAUGAAAUUGUAAUUUUUACGGAACAGGAUAUUUCUCAAAUGCCGACAACAUCAAAACGAGGUAGGACGAAGAAAAAAGAUAUGGAGGAAAAAAUUAUUGCAGGAGAUGAGAAAAUGAAAACUGUUGAGAGUUUAACUGUUAACAAAAGACACAGCCAUGACAAACAGGAAGCAGAGAUUUCAAAAAGACCAAAAUUAUCUACAGGUGGAGAUAUAGAACUAGAAGAUAAAAUAAAUAUUACUAAAGAUACAACUUCUACUACUAAACGCGGGAGAAGGAAGGUUAUAUCGUUGGUUGACCAAACGAAUGAAAAAAUAAUGAAUGUCGUAUUGUACCAGUGCUUAAGAAUCUUCGAUUAA